This is a messenger RNA of Bufo bufo (common toad), 1498 nucleotides long. RefSeq lists its product as uncharacterized. The transcript is spliced from 17 exons. NCBI's taxonomy places the organism in Eukaryota, Metazoa, Chordata, Amphibia, Anura, Bufonidae. The record is from RefSeq and is a predicted model, not a curated record. Bases 101 to 1498 code for a protein of 465 amino acids.
UUGCAAGCAAUGUCUCCCUGGCUACACAUACCACAGAAUCAUUGAGGGAGAAUGUCGGCGGUUCUAUCGUGUGGCCACCAAUAUAAAGCAUGUGUGUGGGAUGCUGCUGAGUAUGAAAAGAUAUAUUGGGAGGAACGGUGUAGUGGAAUGGGCACUCUUUCACCUCCAGAUGCAGAUACAGAGCAGAAGAGAUCUGCUUUUCAAUAUCAGUAGCUUCUCAAAAAACAAUAUGAAAAAGGACUUUGAAAAGCUGAAGAGCUUGCUAUCUGUGUGUCCAAAGCAAAGGAGUCCAGAAAUUCUCCGACAGAUACAGUCUUGUCUAAAGAAGAACAGAGCAUUUCAGAGUCUUCCUGACAAGGUUCAGCUGGAACUCUGUAACCAUUUCCUCUACCAAGAAUAUGAAUCAAACACCUUAGUUAUUAAACGUGGACACGUACCAUGUGAGUGUUAUAUCGUAUUAUCUGGACGACUAGAGGCAACAGCAGAGGAGUCAAGUUUAAGGAAGCAAAGUUCAUCUUCUUCUACAUUAUAUGAAGUUGAAGAAGGAGAUUUUGUUGGGGAUAUUGGCCUUGUAACCAACGAAAGACUUGUAUCAUUUGUGUGCAAAUCAGACGUGGAACUACUGGUGAUUGACAAAGAGGCAUUCAAAGAGAUUCUCGCUGCAAAGGUGGAAGAAGAGUAUUAUGCCUCAUGUGACUUCCUAAGGAGUUUGUCAUUGUUUUCUUCAUGGCCUUCUGAGAAAUUAGAGCUUCUUGUUCACUGCUGUCUUCAAAGAAGUUACAGGGCUGGGACAACAGUUGUUGUGGAUAGCACCAAAUCCUCAUCCUUGGUCUUAGUAAAAUCUGGUAAAUGUCUGAUCGUGGUGCAUCUCACCCAGGAUAGGCUGUCAACUUAUAAGCCAACAAACUGCAUGUUGUUAAAUCGCCUUCCUACUGUGCCAUCUCUGCUUGAGAAAAGAGAAGGUUCUCCACUUCUUCCUUUUCAAAGGUCUAUUUUGCCAAGGACAUCCUAUUCAGCCUCCUUCAAAGCUCAUUCUGUUGAGAUGGAUAGGAGACCUCGGCCAAAGACUGCAGGACCAUCUACCUUCUCAUUAAGAGACAGGAGCAUUCAUUGUGAUUUAGACGGUGCAGACAAGAGGCUUGGUGACAAAGGAGGAUGCCACCAGCAUGACGUGAGCACAUUAUCAUCAGUUCGAUUUGUUACCGUUGGGACUUUGGAACGUGGAGGCAUCUUUGGACUGGCAGAAACAAUGUUCAGGUCCUCCAAUCUACACUACAGCCUGAUAAGUGAAGGAGCUGACUGCAUUUUUAUUCCAACAAAACUUUUCCUGGCUGAAGCACCUGAAAAGGCUAGACAGAUUGCGCAAGAGUUGGUGCACAGUUUCCCAACAGAGACAAAGAUCAGAGAAUGCUACGCCACCCUGCAAACUUGGAGGCUCUACAAGGAAAAUAUUAUUCGAAAGCCAUUAGGCAUGAAAUUUCCAAGAAAUAAGUGUUGA